UCUGGUCAAUGCUGACCAAAUCAUCUCAAUGCGCACCGUAUUGAAUCUCUCUCUCUAUGUGAACUGGUGGUUGAGUCCUCGACCAGUUCAGCCAGUUUCGGAGAAUUCUCCAGCGAACCGAAUCUCUCUUCUGCACAACUCAGCCUCUUCAGUCCAACACCUCUCCAUGGCCAUCUCUUAUUCGCACUUGGUCUCCCCUCUGACACUGCAUUUCACACCCAGAUACGCUCACACUAGUUUCAAUAGAAAAAUUCCGGACUUCUCUGUCUCCACCAAAACCAAUUUGUUAAAUCUCACUUAUUGCAGUAUUAAACCCCAAAGUUUUGGAAUCCCAUGUUCGUUAUUCGAAGAAUCAUUUGGCAACGAAAAUAGGCGUAAGAAUGCCAAUCUCUUAAUGAUACUUGAAAAAUGGGUUUGUUGUGUACAUUCUGUGCUUCCUGGUGGUAGUUGGUGGAAUCUGCCCGAUUCUGAAGAUGUAGGAAGCAGUUCAGCGAAGCCAAUUACUGUCUGGGUCGCUCUUCGGCGAAUAAGGGCACUGAUUGCCGACGAUAUAUGGAUUAUAUAUGUUGCGUUUGGUUCGUUAGUCAUAGCUGCGUUUUCAGAGAUCACGAUGCCAAACCUAUUAGCUACAUGUGUCUUCUCUGCGCAGAGUGGUGAUUCGAUGGUGUUUUAUAAGACUUCACAAUUCUUGGGUAUAUUGUGUAUUACCUCAGGGAUAUGCAGUGGCUUGCGAAGUGGUUGCUUUGCGGUUGCAAAUAUGAUUAUGAUGAAGCGUCUGAGGGAAACUGUAUACUCAGCUCUUCUCCUUCAGGAUAUUUCCUACUUUGAUGCUGAAGCAGUCGGUGGUUUGACAAGUAGGCUUGGUACUGAUUGUCAACAACUAGCUAAUGUCAUAGGAAAUGAUAUUAAUUUGAUAUUACGCAACGCUUUGCAGGGGAUGGGUGCAUUGAUAAGCUUGUUGACUUUGUCUUGGCCUCUUGCAUUAUCAGCAGUGAUGAUAUGCUGUAUUCUAUCUACAGUCCUUUUAUUUUAUGGCAAGUACCAAAAGCAAGCUGCUAAGAUGACUCAAGAUUUGACGGCCUGUGCAAACAACGUUGCCGAAGAAACAUUUUCUUUGAUGAGAACUGUCCGGGUUUGUGGAACUGAAGGGGAGGAACUUGGAAGGUACAAGAAAUGUCUAGAAGAGAUAGCUGUUAUCAGCAUUAGAGAAAGCGUGGCUUACGGAUUCUGGAAUAUGAGUUUUAACAUCCUUUAUCGCUCGACACAGGUGUUUGCCCUGCUGUUGGGAGGAAUGUCUAUUUGCACUGGUCAUGUAUCACCUGAGCAACUAACAAAGUACAUAUUAUACUGUGAAUGGUUAAUCUAUGCAACCUGGAGGAUGGUGGACAGUUUAACUUCCAUACUCCGGUCCAUUGGAGCAGGUGAAAAGGUGUUCCAGUUAAUGGAUCUCUUGCCGGGUGAUCAAUUCUCGUCAAAAGGUUUGAAGUUGCAAAGAUUAAUGGGACAUGUUGAGUUUGUGAAUGUAUCUUUUCACUAUCCUUCGAGGACAACAGCACCCAUUCUAAAACAUGUAUACUUUAGCAUACAAGCCAAGGAGGUGGUUGCCAUUGUUGGUGCAAGUGGUAGUGGAAAAAGCUCAUUGAUCAAUCUCUUGCUUCGUCUCUAUGAGCCAAUUAAUGGUCAGAUCUAUAUUGAUGGUUUCUCUCUUAAAGACUUGGAUAUCAGGUGGUUGAGAGAAAGAAUCGGAUAUGUGGGACAGGAGCCCCACCUAUUUCAUAUGGAUAUCAAGUCAAACAUUACAUAUGGUUGCUCUCGAGACAUUAAACAGGAAGAAAUCGAAUGGGCUGCAAAGCAGGCCUACGCUCAUGAGUUCAUUUUAUCUCUUCCUGACGGUUACGAGACCCUUGUGGAUGAUGAUUUACUUAGUGGAGGACAAAAGCAGCGAAUUGCUAUUGCUAGAGCCAUUCUUAGAAACCCUGCUAUUCUGAUUCUUGAUGAACCCACAAGCGCAUUGGAUCCUGAAAGUGAAUUUCACUUGGAGGAGGUUCUUAAUGGAUUCAGAAAUGAUAAUAAAGCCAAAACAACUGUGAUUGUUGUAGCUCACAGACUCUCUACCAUUAAGGCAGCUGACACAAUUUUUGUGAUGGACGGUGGUCAAAUUGUUGAGACUGGUGCCCACUCGGAGCUCCUGUCGAAGGGAGGGUUGUACGCCCGGCUAAUCAAAGUACAGGCAGAUGCCAUAGUUUGAUUUGAGAUCUGAAGAUCCAUUUAUAUCUGGCAGAUGAUAAUCAAUGGUGCGAUUGUCCGCACUAUUAUGGUCUAACCCUGCUAAAAUUUUCGCUUGUGUGCUGCCUGCAAGAUGUGUGUAUGUAUUUCACAUUGUGACUGCCCAGUGUCAUUUGACUAGCGUCAUAGCCGCCUACCAGUGACCCUACAAUCACUGCUUCUCACCUGCAAAGCAUCUAUCGUACAAUGUGGUUUGUACUCAUAGCUUUUUCUUCAAGUCAAUUGUAAAGCUGGUUUGAUGUUUCUGGUCCUAAAGGACACUAUUGAUUCUGUGGGG
This is a messenger RNA of Tripterygium wilfordii, 2563 nucleotides long. Its product is annotated as ABC transporter B family member 26, chloroplastic-like. The transcript has 18 exons. Bases 29 to 2248 code for a protein of 739 amino acids. Gene Ontology annotation, molecular function: ATP hydrolysis activity; ATP binding; ABC-type transporter activity. The record is from RefSeq and is a predicted model, not a curated record. Gene Ontology annotation, cellular component: membrane. Lineage: Eukaryota; Viridiplantae; Streptophyta; Magnoliopsida; Celastrales; Celastraceae. Gene Ontology annotation, biological process: transmembrane transport.